This is a messenger RNA of Tuber aestivum (summer truffle), 3053 nucleotides long. NCBI's taxonomy places the organism in Eukaryota, Fungi, Ascomycota, Pezizomycetes, Pezizales, Tuberaceae. The record is from the annotation of a GenBank genome assembly.
AAUCACGCCCGCGUGGCUGGCUUUUACUGCGUCAUCAAAACAACACCCCCGCAUGACGAUCAUCACGAGCAAAGUCUUUUCUCCUUACGACAUUAACUGCGGACGCACUUCCAAGCAAGUGUCGGGACUGGGCCAAGUUUGCCAGCAGGAUUUGGCCUUUGCUCGGGACCAACCGGAGCGGGAGCCAGCGCGUUUCCCUCGUUGCAGUGCCGUCGAAAGAGCUUACCUACCGGUACGGUAGUCCCUGCUUGCCGGCUUGGGGGGAAUACCUUUCGCGGAAUGAGGGCGAAGUUGGGAGUUUGCCGGUGGAGAUCAUUAUCUACGGAUACAGUAUCUUGACGAAGGUGAAAGAAGCACUGAUGAGGUCCGAACCGCGACACCUACUCCGGGCGCCAUCGCCUGCUGCUCGGAUAUAGGCGUUGGUCAAAAUACCGGCAUGUACCGGAACUGAGUAGCUGGGAAUGCGCAGCGGUUUGAUUGUCUGUGACGAGAAACCCUACAACAACAAAUGCAUGCUCACAACCAACCACUCACAAAGCUGAACAGAAUACCGGUAUGAGAUUUCUACCCUUCCAGGGAUGCGAUGAGCCGGCACUUUCUACUCGCUGGGAACGGAGGACCCGGAGAGGCUCUAAUGAACAGGGCACGGUUGCCAAAGGAACGGGCGUCAUAGCAUGGUUUUGUGCUGAUCGUCAAUAUUAGGAAAAAACUUGAUUCCUCAUACCACCUACGGGUACUCGAGCACUAUUACGUGCUAAGCUUUCGACGAUUGUUAUAUAACCUUCGACGCGUCCCCUUCAAUUUGUAUUCCGUUAGCCACAAACGAGCAGAAGUGUCACGCCGCAGACGAAAGCGAGAAAUAUAAAGAGUGUCAAAAACUAUCCUCCCACCUUUUCCCCUCCUUCCUCCAAACAUCUCCCUUCCACAAUCGCCGACUCUAAUAGAAUCUACCCCUAAACACCGCAAUCAUGCUGCCCGGAUUGUUUUUCACGCUUCUCCGCAUCUCGCAAAUCCUCACCCUCAUCCCCAUAUGGGGAAUACUGGCCUACUUCGUCGAUAAGCAUCCCAUGAUUGAGAAUAGCCCUUUCUCCGACAUCCUCUGCCUCUUCAUCGUCGCAAUCUUCGCAACAGUCUGGGCAAUCGCCACGAUCUCACUCUUCUACCGCCGCCAUGUCCCCAUGUGGGUCGCCAUCAUCGACCUCUGCCUUUUUGGCCUUCUCAUUGCUGGUGUCGUGCUUCUAGCGCCCUUCGUGCGGAAUACGGAUUGCAUGGGUGUCAACUGGACCUGGGGAUACGCGGACGGAUACUGGAGCAAGGAGUGCUCCAUGUAUAAGGCGGCAUAUGGUUUGGGCAUCAUGAACAUUGUCAUGUUCUUCCUCACCGCGGUGUUGGCGGCGUGGAUUUGGAGGAAGCACACCACUAUUGCGGUUUAUCGGUAUUGAGUUAGGUUUGGUGUUUGAUUUUGGCUGGCCACGGCUAUCCUUGCGGGUUUGCCGGCAAUGGUCUUGUGACACGAGCGGUGUUUGGCUUUGCUUUCUUUUUUUUUUGGUGAGGGCUGUGUAUUUUUAUAACUUAAUGAAUGAAUGAGGGGAUGGUGGGUUUGGGUAUUCUUAUGAAGAUUUGUUUGCGUUGGUGACGUAAUUUUUUUUAAGGUGCAAAACCGAUAAACGGGGAAUAGUUGUACCGUGUUGGGGCUUUGUUGGACCAUAAAGUCUAGAACCCCCCCCCAACGGUGCUCGCACAGGUACAGUACCGCAUGUUAUUGGAUAAAGAACCAUAGAGAACUACCGUACUUCUGUUGCUCCAUACUGUUACGAGUAGAUGGAUUCCGCAAUGCAAACCCCCCUACACCGUGAGAACAAAAGCUAACCCCGCCCUACUGUAGGUCCAAAGGUCACCCGAUCGCCUAUCUCGGCCUCUAUCGCCGUGGCAAGGGCGAUCCCUGAGGGGCAAUGGCGUCUGCAUUCCCUUGCAUAAUCGCCCACUCAUUCUCCCACCAAUCUAAUUGCUCCUAUAUCCUCUACCUUCAGACACACCUCUUAGUCAUUUUAUCACGCUCGGUGAGUCUGGCAGCCCAGCACACCGACGCCGUAUUCCGCGAUCAUGUUGGGAGGGCUGCGCGAGUGAUUCCUCGUGUACUUAAAUGGUUGGGGAGAGGUCGGCCAAUUGGAUUUCUAAAUAAGAAAGACUGGCAACGCUUGGAGUUUUGGGUGGGAUUGUGGGGAGGGGGGAUUUGCUCCCCGGACCAAACCGUAAAGUUUCGAUUGGGGCUGUUGGAAAUGGAAGUGGUGGAUGAUGGCACUGUACGAGCACUCAUACCGCGCUCGAGUACACACAUCCUUCGCUGGACACGACAAGGGGAUACGGGUAUGAUAUGACUUUAAGGUUGGACGAGGGUUUCCGUUUCCCCGUUUGGCCGAAUGUCCGAUGAGAAGAGCUACCCGGGGGUUUUUACAAGGCUGAUUGAUUCUAGGACCUCGGCAGUGACUCUGUGGAUGGGUGGGCGAUCACUUCUACGGUUCUCAGUGCGCAGGUACGGUAGAAUCUGUUUGAAGCGAGGUAUUGUACAGUAGUCUACUGUGCCGUAGUUUAUCGCACCUAGCUAUAGCGAACUCAAAAAAGCUGUUCACCCUAGGGACCAGCCAAUGGCAAGGCUAGAAAGACAGCUAACACACCAAUCGCAGUGUUUUCUUUCACUACCCGUUCACAUAGCUAGGUGCAACUGUAAUACGGUAAUUGGAUCGCGCGCUAGGACGUCGUCCAGAAUUUCUUUCUUUGGAUUAAGGAGGGUUAACGGGGGGCGAAAAAAGCUGGCUUCUGAGACAAAUCAAAAAGAAAAAAAAAUACAACAAAACCUUACUGGAAGAGGCAAUCCCAACGUCCUAGUGCAGGGUCCAAUUCCCGUACCCUAUUCUGGUUUCUGAUGUACUCGUACACGAGCACAGGUGCUCUAAAUGAGCUCUGCUCGGUUUGGACUUCCUGCAUUUGGCUUGAGAAUUAUGUGUUGGACUUUCCCACUUGCUGGAUCCUACAGGGAAUAAGUCAAGGAGGUG